Panicum hallii is the source of this 2450-nucleotide messenger RNA. Its product is annotated as L-type lectin-domain containing receptor kinase IX.1-like. Gene Ontology annotation, cellular component: plasma membrane. The coding region runs from base 60 to 2207 and encodes 715 amino acids. The transcript has 2 exons. The record is from RefSeq and is a predicted model, not a curated record. Lineage: Eukaryota; Viridiplantae; Streptophyta; Magnoliopsida; Poales; Poaceae. Gene Ontology annotation, biological process: protein phosphorylation. Gene Ontology annotation, molecular function: carbohydrate binding; ATP binding; protein kinase activity.
GGUGUUCCCCUCUCCUUCGUUCUCAUAGCAGCUCUCUACCCAAAACACAGAACAGAGUAAUGGCCCUCCCUCACCUCUCGAGUCUCCUUCGCCCCUGCUACUCCUUGAUCACCAUCAUCUUGUUCAUCCAUGCACCCCUUGCCGCCUCGGUUUCCUUCAACUUGGACUUCUCCACCAGCGACUACGCCUCGGAGCUCAAUUACAGCAACGACUCCUACUGGGCUAAGCCUGUGAUCGAGCUGACCAAGGAUGCCGGCGGCAGCGUCGGCCGGGUGUGGUACGCGCGCCCGGUGCCGCUCUGGGACCGCGCCACGCGCGAGCUGGCCAGCUUCAACACCACAUUCUCCUUCCAGAUCAAGUCGGUCAACGAGACCCGCGCGCCGGGCGACGGGAUGGCUUUCUUCCUAAGCUAUUUCCCGUCGGUGACUCCCCCGGACAGCGCCGGGGGCACCCUGGGGCUCAUAGGCGGCCGCUUCAACAACGCGACCGUCUCCGGCGACGAGCGGUUCGUGGCGGUCGAGUUCGACACUCACUCCAACAACAGAGACUGGGAGAGCGACAACCACGUCGGCAUCGACGUCAACUCCAUCGUCUCCAAGGCGUCCAAGGACACGUACCAGGCUGGUAGAGACCUGUCCUCCGGCCUCCCGAUGGAAGCCAGGGUGACCUACCGCAGCGACACAUUGCUGCUGUCGGUCGACCUCCAGAUCGGCGACACCCCAUACCACGUCAGCACCGACGUCGACCUGAGAGAGUCCUUGCCGGAGGCCGUCGCGGUAGGCUUCUCUGCGGCCACGGGCAGCUUUGUCGAGCUGCAUCAGCUGCUGUCCUGGUCAUUCAGCUCCGAUCUGGAGGCAUCGUCCCCGCCCCCAAGGACGGUGAAUGCGUCUGCAGCACCCAGCCAAUCCCCCGGCGGAGGCGGAGCAAAAGCCCCCAACAAAAACAAGCUCCGUGUCCGUGCGGAAACGCUCGCGCUUGCUACGGUGACAGGGCUUCUAUGCCUUCUCUUGCUACUGAUCCUUGCCCGUAAGCUCAAUAUGGUUUCGCUCUGGUGCGAGAAGCGAGCAAGGAAGAGGCUGGGCCACGGCCCCAGGAGGUACCAGUACAGCGAGCUGGCCAAGGCCACGAACAAAUUUGAUGAGCAGCGGAAGCUCGGCGUAGGGGGCUCCAGCGAAGUUUACCUUGGUGAUGAAUGCGGCCGCCGUUUCGCGGUGAAGAAGCUGAUCUCCGCCGUCAGAAUGACAGAUGCGGAAGCCCAGAGGAGGAGGAUAGAGUUCGAAGCGGAAGUGGACAUCAUAAGCAGGUUAAGGCACAAGAAUCUUGUCCGUUUAUUGGGGUGGUGCGACAGCAGCAACGGGCUCCUCCUUGUUUAUGAGCUCAUCUCUGGAGGUAGCCUCGACAAGCAUCUCUACAGCACUGAGACGUCUCUUAGUUGGAAUGACAGGUUCAGGAUCAUCAUCGGUCUUGGGAAGGCACUAGUGUACCUACACGGAGAACAUAGUGGCACCAAAUAUGUGGUGCACGGUGACAUCAAGCCAAGCAACAUAAUGGUCGACGAGGGGCUCAACGCCAAGCUUGGAGACUUCGGGCUCGCCCGCCGCCUCGACCACGGUGCCGCGGCGCAAACAACAGAAACUGUCAUGGGAACGAAAGGAUAUAUCGAACCGGAGUUUAUGGAGACCGGCAAGAGGUGCGUCGAGUCCGAUGUCUACAGCUUUGGCAUUGUCCUGCUGGAGAUGGUCACCGGCUUUGGACCAUGGAGGCGGCCACUGCCAUCCUGGGUGUGGGAGCUGUAUGCAGGCCAGAACACGAGAGUUCUUGAGGCCGCCAGCGCAACGCUGAGGUCCGAGUCCAACGACAGGCAGAUGGAGCGCGUGCUCGUCGUCGGCCUCUGGUGCACGCAGCCGGCUCGGAGCGAGCGGCCGUCCAUGGCGCACGCCAUGUGGGUACUGGAGCACGCGGAGGCGCCGUUACCAGUUCUUCGUCCUAGCCACGGCCACCUGACAUUGCUGGGAGGACUACUCGGCGAGUCUCCGGAACAUAGGCGAGUGACGGCGCCACUUCUCGGCGAGUUGUCCCGAGUUCAAUCGCAGAUGUACUCCAAUACUGCGCCGGCGGCCAUCGCCACCGGCGAACAGGGCCUCGUACGGCAAUGCUGUGACCGCAGUCACAGCAUCGAGCAGGGUUCAUACAUUGUCGGCGGGUAACUGUACCAGCUACGCCACAUGUUCCACCGGAACUCUGGCGACUACAUCUCUCGGGAGUUGCUGAUGUUCGGCUCAGUCUGCUUCUUCUUACCUUCCAGCUUGAUUUGAGGACGGGAUUACAUCUCCUUGAUUUCCGGACGAAUCAGAACCAGUGGUGGUGGCAACGACGAUGUCUUCGUGCACUACAUGCAUCUUUGUACUUGGAUAAUGGAUAUGCACCUCUGAUUUGAAACUGGGCUAGCU